Messenger RNA from Exserohilum turcica Et28A, 4268 nucleotides. RefSeq lists its product as uncharacterized. The record is from RefSeq and is a predicted model, not a curated record. NCBI's taxonomy places the organism in Eukaryota, Fungi, Ascomycota, Dothideomycetes, Pleosporales, Pleosporaceae. Gene Ontology annotation, molecular function: guanyl-nucleotide exchange factor activity. The transcript is spliced from 3 exons. Bases 262 to 4038 code for a protein of 1258 amino acids. Gene Ontology annotation, biological process: intracellular signal transduction.
UGCCCGCCUCUCUCUCCCUCUCUCUCUGCCCGCCGCCGCCGCCGCCAGCGCCAGGCAUCUCUGCGUCGAGAUAAGCACAACUCGCAGUGUCUCUUUUUCCAUCCUAGCCUGCAGUGCUCCCGACUCGUGCGCCACCCUUUGUGUUCGGCUAUCUGCCGCCGCCCACGCCCUGCUAUCAAAACGCCCACGCCCACCGCCCGCCUCGCCCACCAGCACGGCGGAUGCACGCGACAGGCUAGAGCCGCUGUGGACUGAAGAGACAUGGCCGACUACGGCAAUCAGCAGCGGCCGGACUAUGCGCGCGGCCCCAACCAUGGCCAGCCCACGGGCGCAAGGGAAACGGCCUUUACAAACAUCUUCGGCGCCAGUCCCGCCAUGGCUGGCCGCUCGCAGACCAUGACCUCGCAGUCACACAGAAACAUCCCCGACCGCGCGGCCACAAUGUCGAGCCAGACGGCUGAUAUGAUGCAGCGCGCCCCGCCCAUUCGCCAGCCCGUCAAUGGCUACGAUCGUCGUCCUCACCCACAGUACGAUCCGCGCACGGGACCAGGUCUCGGAGAGCAGCGCCCCAUAGAUCCGCCGAAUGGUUUUAAUCGACCCAUGCCGAACGGCUACGGCCAAAGCCCACGCUUCCCAGACGGGCCUCAGCAACCGCAGCGUCAGCCCCAGCCGCAGUAUCUACCUCAACCGCUGCGUCCUGAGCGCCAGCCCUACGGCCAGCCCCGGCGAUUCGACCCGAGAACCUCUCCUCCUGGCCAGCCCCCUUACAACAAGCCCAUCCCCAAUCGCUUUCCUGGCCAUCCUGGCCCAGCCAUGAACUCCGACCCGUACCGCUCCCAGUCGCUGGCCCUGAACCCGCGCCCGCAGUUCACCCCUGGCGGCCCUUCGCACCCCUCGCAAGCAAACACGUUCCGCCAGCAGCCCUACAUGAACCACAUGGCCAGGACCACGGCACAGGGACGCGUGGUGCCCGAGCGGCCCGACGAGCGAACAAUGUCCAUGACCUCGUACACAAGAGACCCCGAGCACACGCAGACAAUGAGCGGCAGGAUCAUACCAAACCGAAGGCGAGAAUCUGGCGAUUCUGAACAGUCGUCCGGCAACGCAGGAAUGCCGCCCAACUCCAGGAGCGUAAGCCAAGGCAGCAUGCCAAGUCAGUCGCGAACCAUGUCAAUGGCUUCUACUAUUGUGCCUCCUUCCGAGCGCACCAGCACCAUGACUUCGAUCAGCUCUCGUCCAGACUCGUCGCAGACGCUGGCAAGCAGCUCCAGCAACAACCGCACUUCGAACCAGUCGAUGAACUCACUGGCACCAGCACAGCAAAUGCCUGCUGCUCAGCGCCGAGCGCCCUUGGUCUAUCCCGCCCUGCUCUCCCGCGUCGCCGAUACCUUCCAAGACCGAGUGGCUCUCUCCGAGAAAGAAAAGGACGGUCUUGUGUACAAGAGUGCCUUUACUGGCGCAGAUGCGGUGGACCUCAUAUCCUUCAUUAUCAAAACUACCGACCGUAAUCUAGCGCUCCUCCUGGGCCGGUCCCUGGAUGCGCAAAAGUUCUUCCACGAUGUGACGUACGCCCACCGCCUGCGAGAUUCGACAAACGAGAUAUACCAAUUCCGCGAGACAAUGGUCGAGGACAAGUCUGAAAUCAACGGAGUUUUUACUCUGCUGACCGAGUGUUACUCGCCCACGUGUACGCGUGACCGUCUGUGCUACUCAAUUGCCUGCCCCCGCCGCCUGGAGCAGCAAGCCCGUCUCAACAUGCGCAUUCAGCCCGGUCUUAAACGCGAGGAGUCGAGGGCAAGUUUGCACGAGGACAAGGACCAAGAAGAGCAGAAACUGUGGAUCAACACCGUGCCAAAGGAGAUUUCGGAUAGUGUCUCGGAGAAGGAGCAAAAACGGCAAGAAGUCAUUUCUGAGCUCAUGUACACCGAGCGCGAUUUCGUAAAGGAUCUCGAGUACCUGCGCGACUUCUGGAUGAAGCCUCUGCGCAACCCUGCAACAUCUCCCAUUCCAGAGCAUCGCCGCGAAAAGUUUGUCCGCACCGUCUUCUCAAAUUGCCAGGAGGUCUACAUGGUCAAUUCCCGCAUGGCCGAACAACUCACACGACGCCAACAGAAGGAAGCCGUGGUCCGCAACAUUGGAGACAUCUUCCUCGAGUAUGUUCCGCAUUUUGCACCCUUCAUCAAAUACGGCGCGAACCAGCUCUUCGGUAAGUACGAGUUCGAGCACGAAAAGCGCACCAACGCUGCCUUUGCCAAGUUUGUCGAUGAAGUGGAGAGGAUGAAGGAGUCGAGAAAGCUAGAGCUCAACGGUUAUCUUACGAAGCCAACCACCAGGCUGGCUAGGUACCCACUGCUCCUGGAGAACAUUGCCAAGUACACGGCGGACGAUAAUCCAGACAAGGAGGAUAUUCCCAAGGUCAUUAGCAUCAUCAAGGAUACUUUGUCAAAGGUCAACAUUGAAUCCGGAAAGGCGGAGAACCACUUCAACCUCAUGCAGCUCAACAAGGAUCUCAAGUUCAGGCCUGGAGAGUUUGUCGAUCUGAAACUGACAGACGAGAACCGACAACUGGUGUUCAAGGGCACCUUGAAGAAGACGCCGACGGAGACAACUGGCGACAUUACCUGCUACCUCUUCGACCAUGCCGUCUUGUUGGUCCGCGCAAAGACGGUGAACAAGCGCGAAGAACAAAAGGUGUACAAGAAGCCGAUACCACUGGAGCUUCUUGUCAUUACGCAAAUGGAAGAAGUCAACCCCAAGCUGGGCAUUGCCAAGCGGCCGUCGGCAAACUUGAUUGCUGGCAAGGCGAUUGCUGCUGCAACCCCCAAGAAUAACGAUCCCAAACAGCAAGGCUACCCAAUUACCUUCAAGCACCUUGGCAAGGGCGGAUACGAGUUGACUCUAUUUGCGAGCACGCCAAUCUCGCAGCAAAAGUGGAUGGAGCAUAUUGAUGCGCAGCAACGAAGUUUGAGAGAGCGCAGCAACAUCUUCACAAAGACCAUUGUCAACGAAGGCUUCUUCUCCCCUACCAUCAGGGUCACCUGCGCUGUUCCCCUGGACGGUGGUCGCAAGCUGGCCCUUGGUACGGAUGCCGGUGUGUAUAUCGUGGAGCGCAAGCCAAAGGAUGCUUCGAUACGUCCCCGUCGCGUCCUGGACUGCAAGGGCGUCACCCAGAUCGAGGUCCUCGAGCAACAUGCUAUUGUGCUGGUCCUGGCCGACAAAACACUUUACUCAUACUCGACCGAUGCCCUGGAGCCCGACGAGUCGCAAGCCAUGGUCAAGCGUCCACGAAAGAUUUGCCAUGCCAAUUUCUUCAAGGCUGGCAUUUGCAUGGGUCAACAACUGGUCGCUGCGGUCAAGACGUCGGCACUGUCGACUACGAUCAAGGUGUACGAGCCAAAGGAGCAGAUGGGCAACAAGAACAAGAAAUCUGGUUUCGCAAAGAUGAUGCUUUCAACGGGUGGAGCCGACCAACUCAAGCCCUACAAAGAGUUUUACAUUCCCACCGAAUCCACGUCGAUGCACUUUUUGCGAUCCAAGCUUUGCGUUGGUUGCGCACGUGGCUUUGAAGUGGUCAGUCUGGAAACGCUCGAGACGCAAUCACUGCUCGACCAGGCCGAUACAUCGCUCGACUUUGUUGUCCGCAAAGAGAACAUCAAACCAAUUCAUCUUGAGCGCAUGGCAAGCGAGUUCCUGCUAUGCUACGCCGACUACUCGUUUUUUGUCAACCGCAACGGCUGGCGAGCGCGACCCGACUGGAAGAUUAUUUGGGAGGGCACACCACAAGCCUUUGCUAUUUUCAAUCCUUACAUCCUUGCUUUCGAGCCUAGCUUUAUUGAAAUUCGGCACAUGGAGAGUGGUGGCCUGGUGCACAUUAUUACAGGAAAGAACAUUAGGUGGCUACACACAUCGACAAGAGAGAUUUUGUACUCAUACGAGGACGAGCUCGGCAACGAUGUCAUUGCCAGUCUGGACUUUUGGCAAACAGCAAAUGGAAACAAGCAAUCACUCGACGUCCAACGCGCUUUCGAAAAGAGCUAGGUGCGAGGCCAAGAUUUGCACAUCAAUUAAACGUCGAGCCUCUACCCUCGAACACACGAGUACCAAAGAAGCAGCAGCAGUACCUUACGUAGUCAUCUGUGCUGCAACGACACCACCACAUUUGCCGACGACUAUUGUGCAGUUUCCUGCAUCACACGAAAAAGAAAUCACGCAAGGAAGCGUGGCACAUGCCUCGACCAAGCCGCGGGCGGUGGUGACAAUGGAAUUUU